Pocillopora meandrina is the source of this 878-nucleotide messenger RNA. The record is from the annotation of a GenBank genome assembly. Lineage: Eukaryota; Metazoa; Cnidaria; Anthozoa; Scleractinia; Pocilloporidae.
CUAACAGGCAAAGAAGAAACUAACGAGAGGAUUACACCAAAAUCCGAGAAAACAAGGCCUCCCAAAAGAACGAAGAGAUGUACUGGAGGUGACAGCGAGAAGCGUUACAGAGCAACAUUUGACAAGUCACAGAUCUAUCAGAUGGAAAGAGUGUUUCUCCUAAACCACUACCCUGAUGUAGCGGCCAGAUCUGAACUGUCAAACAGCACUGGAUUAUCAGAAGCUCAAGUCCAGGUUAGCUCUUACUUACACAAGGCAAUUGCAGGACAAAUUUGAGUUGAAGUUUAUUGUUUAUCUUACCAACCAACUCUUUAUGACUUACGUGUAAUAUCAGCUGGAAAAAAUUCUUUAGCCGCGGUACUUUUCACCAUCAGAUAAUCCUGUUCUAUAAAUGCUGAAGUGAAAAUAGGGUCUUGCAAUUUCAAAUUGUAAUAAUCAACGGUGUGAUUUGUUUUUUACAGAUCUGGUUUCAGAACAGACGGGCAAAAUGGCGCAAACAACAAAGAAAACGUCGCCAUGAUGUACCCACCAUUUUCGGUUUAGGUUACCCGAGUCAUUUGGCUCGCUUUUGUGGAGGUUUCGAACCAUACACCCUAUUCCCAUACGAGUAUUACAACACCGACUUCUGGACAUGCGCACGACAGCAAGUAGCGGCGUUUCAAUUUGCCUCGAUGCCAAGUUCACCCACGCCACCUGCCUCGUCCAGUCCCCACGAUUCGUGCUCGCCCAAGUCCACCGACUCGGCAGCCUCCAGCUCGGAGGAGGCCCAAUGCGAGGUCGAAAAUUUGGAAAUUCGUAACGACUCAAGUCUGCUUUCACUUCGGUUGAGAGCUAAAGAACACAUUGCCACUAUGGAGCAAGAGUCUCAAGGAGUUUAG